CCGAAGAGUGAAUUGCCGGCGCCGCGGGCACAGCGGAGUGGGGACACCUCCAAAUACUCCAAUCCCGCUGUCUCUGUAUAGUCUCCACUCGUCUCCUCCUCCGGAGAGGAAGGAGACCCCCUCCCUUCAACCGUGUGUUUCCAGUGAGUGGUGCCACCUGUGACGCAGACCCGUCACACGUUACUGUGAUGAUGACACAGCGUUGCUGUGAGUUUCGAGUGGAGUUUUAGGAGUUUCUAUAAGUAUUGUGUGCUUCUUUUCGGAGAGGAAAAGCCGCCAUGUGGGACGGCGGCGGCGGGGGCGCCGGCUACCCCCAGGGGUACCCUCCGGGGUACUCACAGGGUUACCCUCAGGGGUAUCCCCCUCCGGGGUACGGGGGCUCGCCGGCUGCCCAGGAUUAUUAUUAUCAUCAGUCGGGCGACUAUCAGGUCCAGGCGUUUGGCUAUUUCGAGGAGGCGCCCAAAAGUCCUAUGGUCCAGUAUGAACAGGCACGGAUGAGGGACACAGACGAAAGAGACGCUGUGCAAAAGAAGACGUUCACAAAAUGGGUCAACAAGCACUUGCUAAAGGUAGGUGUCAAUACAGCAUAGAAAGUUAUAUUCUGCAGUUGUCUGUGUUACGUCUUUGGAAGUGGAGUGUUUCCCCGUGUGUUGUUGGCGUUAUGCCACCCUGUCUCGUUCGCCUCUUCUAUAAUAACUUUACAACGUUGAAAUAGGCGUUAUACUCAUGAAAUAUAUUGGUCUACCUUGUGGCUGAAAGGGAAAGUUGAGGGAAUAGAUUUGCAUUCUUUGCUGUUAAAAUUUGGUAUUAAUCGUGUUCACAGUGUGUGUGUG
Messenger RNA from Aplysia californica (California sea hare), 833 nucleotides. Its product is annotated as metacaspase-1. The transcript is spliced from 3 exons. Lineage: Eukaryota; Metazoa; Mollusca; Gastropoda; Aplysiida; Aplysiidae. The record is from RefSeq and is a predicted model, not a curated record. Bases 279 to 590 code for a protein of 103 amino acids.